Messenger RNA from [Torrubiella] hemipterigena, 4793 nucleotides. NCBI's taxonomy places the organism in Eukaryota, Fungi, Ascomycota, Sordariomycetes, Hypocreales, Clavicipitaceae. The record is from the annotation of a GenBank genome assembly.
CCGCUCUGCUCCCAUCACGCAAAGCAAAGUCUGUGCGGCGCCUCCUGGAACAUAACCACACUGCGCACACAAACAACGCCCGCAUCAGCUUCCAGGUUUUGCAAACCCUUACGACGUCGCCGCGCUCGACUCCUUUCAUCGGCCCUUGUCUUCGAACCCCAGUCGCACGACACCGCUCUGGGAACAGACCUUUGGCGCAGGCAAGUUGCUGUCGCUCUGUAACGAGCCCAGUCUCUUGAGUGUUUCGCUCCGGACUCGCAGAAAGUGAGAUUUUCGCAGGCCGAGCAACCGCCACCCGACAGCUUGCACAACCGAUACUAUCACCCCGAAAUCAGAUACGAUCGCAAGGCCGUUAACGAUUUCGUUCAGCGACACACGAGCUUCCGAUACUCGAAUCCGCUGGUUCCGAAACCUCUCAACAUCAAGCGGUCGAAUACUACAGUACAGCCGCGAGAGACCCGUCGACCCCCGGUAUCCUUCAAGCCGAGGCAUGUCAACAGAUUGAGCCUCGAGGACAGUCUUGCAAAGCCAUUACCUCGCUCUCCACCACAGGAAUUACUCUCCCCAGAAUUUCGGCACUCAUACCAUUCUCCCAGUGACAUUGGACGGUGCGGCAUCGACUUUGGAAAGCCCAUCAUGCUUCACCGCUCUGGGACUAUGGAUUCCCUCGCAGGAGGCCACUACUACGGCAGCGGCCAGGACCAAAAUGCCAACAUGCAGACGAGUAGCAGUAUGAAUAACUUAAACUCAAACAGGCAAUAUGAAAACCCCGACAUGGGCGAACCGUCUGGUCCCCGCCUCAGCAACUCCAAUGCCAAUGCGUCACCAGCACCGAGCCAAACUCGCGGCACGCCCGGCUCUGUGCCAGUUGGGACACCUCAAGGGUCUUCUGCCCACCUUUCCGGAUUGAUGUGCAAUGUCCAUAGAACGACGGGCAAUGAACCACCACCUCUGGUGGGAGCAACAACGACGAUUCUUGGAGAUAAGCUGUAUGUGUUUGGUGGCCGUGUCUUGGCUAAAAACCGACCGGCUCCCUUGACCUCGGAUCUCUACGAACUCGAUCUUAUCCGACGCCACUGGACAAAGCUGGAGACUGGCGGUGAUGUUCCCCCUCCACGAUACUUUCACUCCAUGUGCGCAUUGGGCGACACCAAGAUGGUCUGCUAUGGUGGCAUGUCACCCGCCCCAAGCCAGCCUGUGAACGCCGAGCAGCAGCAAGGCGAAGUGACAGUAAUGUCCGAUAUUUAUAUUUACGAUGUGUCCACAAAGAGCUGGACCUUUAUUCCGGCGCAAGAUGUGCCCCAAGGCCGCUACGCCCACUGUGCUUGUAUUCUGCCUUCUUCUGCCAACUUCUCUUCUACCAAGGCACCCCUCUCCGCCCUUCAACACAACCCCUCCUCGAAUAACCCGAACGAAGGUCGAAUCGGAAUUAAUAUUGAUGGAUCUGGAGGAGCGCAGAUGGUCAUUGUCGGUGGCCAGGACGGCGCCAACCACUACAUUGAACAGAUUAGCGUUUUCAAUCUCCGCAGCCUCAAGUGGACUUCCACACAGCCUUUCGGAAAGAGCUGCGGAGCGUACAGAAGUGUUGCUGCACCGUUAUCCGCUGCUGUAACUGCUAGAACUGGCAAAACGCUUCAAAAUGGACCCCAGCGCAAUGAUGGCAGCAUCAGCCAAGAGGCUAGAGAACCAGGCUCAUCCAUGCUCAUCUACUCAAAUUACAACUUUCUAGAUGUCAAGUUGGAGCUGCAGAUUCGCUCCCCUGAUGGAACCCUGACAGAGUGGCCUAUGGCUGGCACCUAUUCGCCUCCUGGCCUGCGCUUCCCGAACGGCGGCGUCAUUGACACGUAUUUCGUAGUUAGUGGCACGUACCUGACCUCGUCGAAACAAGAGUAUGCGCUCUGGGCUUUGGAUCUGCGCAAUCUCACAUGGAGCCGAAUUGACGCUGGAGGAAGCGUCUUUAGCCAGGGCAGCUGGAACCGUGGUGUGUUGUGGAACAGACGCAACACCUUUGUUAUUCUUGGUAACCGUAAGAGAAGCCUUGUUGAUGACUAUAACCACCGACGAAUUAACUUUUCGAACGUCUGCAUGGUCGAGCUCGAGGCCUUUGGCUUCUACGACAACCCUCGCAAGAUCAGCCCACUAUCUGGUUUCGUUUCAGCCAGUAGUCCACACGCGCAGCCCGGCCUAAGCUUGGCUCGCAAAGCUGGCUACACAGCAGGCGGACGCUUCCAUACACGGGCUAGCGAGGACCUGGGCGAGAAGGCGCUGGCUAUGCGAGAGCUCGCUGACAUGGAUAUUAUUUGCAUCAGCGGCGAGCGAAUCGCAGCCAACUCUCGCAUUGUUGGACGCCGAUGGGGACCGUACUUUGUUCAGCUAUUGCGCGACGGAACUGCUUCCCAGGACGGAGACACUGCCACUCUGAGAAGCAAUCCUAUGCGUGCUUCUGCUCUUACGAUAACUGGUAACUCGCGUGAUUUAUCGAGUGUCGCGACUUUGACUGGACCGGCGGGUGGCCUGACUGCUGCCAACGCUGGAGCAAACCUUGACGGCAAGAGUGACGAUGUCAACGGCGAGGCCGAUGACGGUAACCCAGCUUUGAUGAAUGCGACACCCUCGCCCAAGUCCCUACCACCAAACUCCCGCCCACGAUGCCUCUACCUGCCACACACCUAUCUGACUGUGCAAGCGCUGCUACACUUCUUGUACACGAGCUCACUUCCGCCCACAACCUCGCCGUUAUGCUCACCGCAAAUCCUGUGCUCGCUCUUGCAGAUCGCCAGACCGUAUCGUGUAGAUGGACUUUUGGAGGCUGUUGUAGAGAGACUUCACUCGCUCCUUGACAGCCGUAACGCCGCUGCUGUCUUCAACGCUACUGCUAUGGCUGCUGGUGGCGGCCGUGGAAUCGACGGCUCGCUCAACCCUAACUUCCACGUCGACUACAUGGACCCGAUCCGAUCUCCCGUCAGUACCUCGGACUUUUCUCUCGGUGGCACAACGGCGAACGAGUCCUUUACUGCUGACAUUGAGUCUCGUACUGGUAGUCUCAGUCUUGGGUCUGGUCAGCAGCAGUCCAGCGGUCCCUUGGGUGACACAUCUGCUUCCACUAGCCUGAGUGGCUCCGACUGGGGCUCGGAUGCAGGUAGCGAGCACGAUGGCACCGUAUGGACCGGCGAGCUUAGCAGCGUUAUUGGCUUGCAGAAGCGCGGUCUUCGCGGUCUCAUGGAAGGCCGCCGUAUGCGCGAGCGUACCGGCACCGGCAACGCGACGACGCUGGCAGGCCCUGGUGGACAGCAGUACAACAUGCAAGGUGGCCCUCGCGUCGGGCUGGGCAUUGCAAGCUCUUUGAACUAGACGCUACGAGUAUCACUUAUGACUUUUUUUGGUAUUGGGGUUGGCGCUACGAUGUAUAUAUUGAUUGAUCUUGGGAGGUUACUCUUUUUCUUCAUAUAGAAGCAUUCAUUCACUUGAGAGGUUUCAUGUUUACAUAUGAUGUCGUGAUUUUAUUACAUGUGCCACAAUGGAAAGUAUACGAAGUAAAUCGAUAACGUGAAAAGUUUAUAGACAUGUACCAGCUGUACCGGUUCCUAAAUACACGGGAUCCUCCAACUAUAUGAACAAAUACAAAGUAGUCAGCCGAGAAAGACAUAUUGUCGGUCCGUUUUACAGCUUGAUGCGGCCACUCUCGAGCUCACGCCAUUCCUUCUGGCCAAACGGAACGUAUGUCUCGCCCUUGAGCCAAAACAGCGAUGAUCCAUCUUCCAACGCGCCAGGCUUCACACCCGCCUGUCGAAGGACAUGCUUCUGCUGCUUAUUCGUACCGGUAGUCUGUGCUCCAGCGCCAACCUCAUCCACAAUUCUCAGGAACAGCGGCACCGCGUACUUUGGCAACGACGCCUUUGUAUGCGCCGCCAGCGAACGCAGUGUAUCCGGCUUAGCUCCGCCAUCAAUGUUAAUAGCUACACAGCCAGCGCGACCAUCAUGAUGAGGCAACUCAACACCGUAGACAUUUGCCUCGCGGACCGCUGGGUGGCGUCCAACGGCCUCUGAUACUUCUGACGUAGCCACAUUCUCUGACUUCCAGCGGAACGUGUCGCCAAUGCGGUCCGAGAAGUAGAGCUUGCGGUCCUCGCUGCGGAUAACGUCACCUGUGCGGAACCACGCAUCGCCCUUGGUAAACACGUCGCGCAGGAUCUUGCUGUUCGUCGCCUUGGCGUUGUUGUAGUACCCCUGGAAGCGCUUCUUGAUGUCGUCGGCAGGUAACUGGAAGAGUAACUCGCCAGGCUCGCCAGGGUCGACCUUUGUGCAGAAGCCCGUUUUAGGGUCACGAUGGGGCAUCUCCGUCUCCCAGUCGAGCUUGACAAUGUGCAUGGUGUCGCGGAAGACGAGGCUGCAGAGCCAUCCGGAGCGGCCGAUGGCGCCCAUGGUGUAGUCGUUGGAGGAGACGUUCCAGAGCGCGAGGGUGGCUUCGGUGGCGGCGUAGAACUCGACGAUUGUCUCGACGCCAAAGCGGUCCUUGAACUUGUUCCAGAUGUCGGGGCGCAGGCCGUUGCCAAAGGCAAUUUUGACGUGGUGCUUGCGGUCGAGGUUCUCGCCGGUGACGGGGUCGAUUUGGGGCGGCGCGACGAGCAGGUAGCGCAGGGUCUCGCCGACAUAUUGGAUCGCGGUGGCUUUGGAGGCGCGGACUUCGCUCCAGAAGGACUUGGUUGAGAAGCGUUUGCCGAGGGCUUGGGUGCUGCCGGAGAGGACGGUGGGGAUGACGGAGAGCAUGGAGCCUGCGGAGUGGUAGAGAGGCA